UAUUGUAUCUUCAUUAUUUUCUGUGGGCGUCGUCUGGCAGUCAGUCAGCAUUGGUUGGUAUACCAGAUCCACUCUUUGGUCAUCAGCCCAUCGAUUUCACCUACCACCUCUCCAGACUCUUUACUGUUGAGUUGAGUGUACCAGACCAACUAACCAGACCCAUUUCCAAAUCCUACUAUAUAAACAAGAUAACCAAGCACACUCCUAGUUUUGUUCUCCUCCUACCCAUUAUCCCAUUUUUUGUUUUUCAGUAAAUAGCUUUUGAUAAAAACAAGAUCACCCCAUGGAUUUCAUUGAAUCACUAGAUCCCCAGAUCCUUCUGGGUGCAACUGUAGCUAUUGUUGUCAUUGUGGCUGCUGCUUAUCUCUUCACCUCCAAGAAGGCCAAAGGCUCUUUAGAUGCUGAGAAUUUCAAGGACUUCAAACUUGUCAAGCGUACACAGCUGAGCCACAAUGUGGCGAAGUUCAGAUUUGAACUUCCAACACCUACUUCAGUUUUAGGUCUUCCAAUUGGACAACACAUAAGUUGCAGGGGGAAGGAUAGCCAAGGCGAAGAUGUUAUCAAACCAUAUACCCCAACUACAUUGGAUUCUGAUGUUGGAUAUUUUGAACUGGUUAUAAAGAUGUAUCCUCAAGGAAGAAUGUCGCAUCAUUUCCGAGAGAUGCGUGUUGGAGAUUAUCUUGCUGUCAAGGGACCAAAGGGUCGUUUCAAGUAUCAACCUGGCCAAGUUAGAGCAUUUGGGAUGCUUGCUGGAGGCUCUGGAAUCACUCCAAUGUUCCAGGUUGCCAGGGCAAUAUUAGAAAAUCCAAAAGACAAAACAAAGGUGCACUUGAUCUAUGCCAAUGUGACAUAUGAGGACAUUCUUGUAAAGGAAGAAUUGGAUGGCCUUACUAGUAACUACCCUGACCGCUUCAAAAUUUACUAUGUCUUGAAUCAGCCUCCUGAAGUAUGGGAUGGUGGUGUUGGCUUUGUCUCAAAGGAAAUGAUUCAAGCCCAGUUGCCUGCCCCGGCGCAUGAUAUUCAGAUUCUGAGAUGUGGUCCACCACCCAUGAACAAGGCCAUGGCUGCUCAUCUUGAAGCACUUGGAUACGCUCCUGAGAUGCAGUUCCAGUUCUGAUCCUUUCAUAUGGUCUUUUUAUCAUCAUUACAAUCAGAUGUCAUUUUGGAUCGUUGAGCAAAUGACUUCCUUCCCUUCCCUACAUUGGAGCAAGUGUACUUGUUUAUUAGAUAGCAAUGCAAUAACUACUUCGAAGGUUCUUUAAAUGUCAAGUGGUUAUGUGAUGCGGUCUUUGGUUCAAGGUCUUGUUUCUUAUGGGGUGGGAUUGGAACAAAACCCUUUUUUUUUUUUUUUGUGGUAGUGGAUAAUAUAGGGGAAAUGGCAACAUGCCGUUCGGGUCCGGUUUGCCAUCACUAUCCCUGCGGCGCCGGAUAAAUGAGAACCUUGACGGAUAUAUGGAGCUCCAAUAGCUUUUUUGUUAAAUGUUGUCAUUAAAAUGAUAAACAAAUCAUAAUGUA
Molecule: messenger RNA, 1515 nt
Organism: Prunus persica (peach)
Lineage: Eukaryota; Viridiplantae; Streptophyta; Magnoliopsida; Rosales; Rosaceae
Product: NADH--cytochrome b5 reductase 1
Exons: 9
Coding region: 284-1117 (277 amino acids)
Biological process (GO): electron transport chain
Molecular function (GO): cytochrome-b5 reductase activity, acting on NAD(P)H
Source: RefSeq, a predicted model, not a curated record